Messenger RNA from Seriola dumerili (greater amberjack), 5227 nucleotides. RefSeq names its product calcium/calmodulin dependent protein kinase II beta (gene camk2b2). The coding region runs from base 41 to 1660 and encodes 539 amino acids. Lineage: Eukaryota; Metazoa; Chordata; Actinopteri; Carangiformes; Carangidae. Gene Ontology annotation, molecular function: calcium/calmodulin-dependent protein kinase activity; ATP binding; calmodulin binding. Gene Ontology annotation, biological process: protein phosphorylation. The transcript is spliced from 21 exons. The record is from RefSeq and is a predicted model, not a curated record. Gene Ontology annotation, cellular component: neuron projection; cytoplasm.
CACCCGUCCGAGGAGGAGGAGGCAGGCAGGCAGCAGCAUCAUGGCAACGACUACUUGUACACGUUUUACAGAUGAAUACCAGCUGUACGAGGAGCUUGGCAAGGGGGCCUUUUCAGUGGUGCGCCGCUGUGUCAAACUCUGCACAGGCCAAGAGUACGCCGCCAAAAUCAUCAACACCAAAAAACUCUCGGCCAGAGACCACCAGAAGCUGGAGAGAGAAGCUCGCAUCUGCAGACUACUGAAGCACCCCAACAUCGUUCGUCUCCAUGACAGUAUCUCAGAGGAAGGUUUCCACUAUCUAAUCUUUGACCUGGUGACAGGAGGGGAGCUGUUUGAGGAUAUUGUGGCGAGAGAGUACUACAGUGAAGCAGAUGCCAGUCAUUGCAUCCAGCAGAUCCUGGAGGCCGUGCUCCACUGCCAUCAGAUGGGGGUGGUACACAGAGACCUCAAGCCGGAGAACCUGCUGCUGGCCAGCAAGUGUAAGAACGCAGCCGUGAAGCUGGCCGACUUCGGACUGGCUAUUGAGGUUCAAGGAGACCAGCAGGCCUGGUUUGGCUUUGCAGGGACUCCCGGCUACUUGUCCCCAGAGGUGCUGAGGAAGGAGGCGUACGGUAAACCCGUAGACAUCUGGGCAUGUGGUGUGAUCCUGUACAUCCUUCUGGUUGGGUACCCUCCCUUCUGGGACGAGGACCAGCACAAACUCUACCAGCAGAUCAAAGCUGGAGCGUAUGACUUUCCCUCCCCAGAGUGGGACACUGUGACUCCAGAGGCUAAAAAUCUGAUCAACCAGAUGCUGACGAUCAACCCGGCCAAGAGGAUCACUGCCCAGGAGGCGCUGAAGCACCCAUGGGUCUGCCAACGCUCGACAGUGGCCUCCAUGAUGCACAGACAGGAGACGGUCGAGUGCCUGAAGAAGUUCAACGCCAGGAGGAAACUCAAGGGCGCCAUUUUGACCACCAUGCUCGUCUCCAGGAACUUCUCUGUGGGUCGGCAGACUACAGCCCCCGCCUCCGUCAGCGCCGUGGCAGGAACCACCGCUGGCAUCGUGGAACAAGCCAAGAGUCUCCUCAACAAGAAGGCUGAUGUCAAGCCCCAGACAAACAGCACGAGAAACAGCAUAGUCACCAGCCCCAAAGGCAACGUCCCCUCUGCUGCACUGGAGCCUCAGACUACUGUCAUCCAUAAUCCAGUAGAUGGGAUCAAGGAAUCAUCUGACAGCAGCAACACCACUAUUGAGGAUGAGGAUGUGAAAGCUCGCAAACAGGAAAUCAUAAAGAUCACAGAGCAGCUUAUCGAAGCUGUCAACAAUGGAGACUUUGAGGCCUACGCGAAGAUCUGCGACCCUGGUCUGACCUCGUUUGAGCCCGAGGGUCUGGGUAAUCUGGUGGAGGGAAUGGACUUCCAUAGGUUUUACUUUGACAAUCUCCUCUCCAAGAACAGCAAACCCAUCCACACCACCAUCCUCAACCCUCACGUGCACAUGAUCGGGGACGACGCCGCCUGCAUCGCCUACAUCCGCCUGACGCAGUUCGUGGACGGGCAGGGCCGCCCGCGCUCCAGCCAAUCAGAAGAGACCAGGGUAUGGCACCGCAGGGACAGCCGGUGGCAAAACGUCCACUUCCACUGCUCAGGAGCUCCUGCUGCCCCGCUGCAGGGAUGAGGUACGUGAGACUGACGAGGAGGCGGAGACGAGCAGAGAUAAUCUGAGAGAGAGAGAGAACCGGCGCUGAGAGAGAGAGGUGGAGGUGGAUGGAGGUUGAGUUAAAGGAGUCACCCGGCUCACCCACCUCUCUCUGUCUCUCUCUACGACCUCGACAGCAGACGGUAACACCGACCGCCCGACGCCACCGCGGUGCAGCCGAGGGCCAAUCAGCUGCAGAAAGGAAACUCUUUAAACCUGCGUCUUGUCUUUAGUCUCCGGCCCGUGAGUGGGUGCAGUCUGACGCCGCAGCACACCUGGACAACACCUGUCCUCCUCUAUCCUGUGCUGCGCAGCCCCCAGCGUGGCUCUCUCCUGUUGAAGAUUUCCUCCUUUUACUUCUUCUCCAACAUAAAGUUUAUUGUUCCUUACUUCUAGUAUUAUUAUGGCUGCAGUCUAUCGUUGUGCUCUUUCCACUGUACAGUAUAUUUAUUAGUCAUCUUUCUGGUAUCUCCUUCUCCUCCUUCUUCUUCUUCUUCUUCUUCUUCUUCUUCUUCUUCUUCUUCUUCUUCUUCUUCUUUUUUAUGGCGAGCAUGACUCCUACCUGUAUCCUUAUUAGCAGUGGCUGUUUUUCUGCACGACUAAGGCUGCCUGUGUGAAAUGAACAAACAGAACCACGUGUCUCGCGGAGAGAGAGAGAGAGAGACAGUGGGUGUAUUUAAUUACCUGUUUUUGUUUUGUUAUUCAAUGGAGUUUUAUUCCCUUCUCUCUGGAGUGUAGUUGACCCCCCCAAACCGACGCCUCCGUGUGUUUCGCCUCUGCGCCGCUCUGUGAGACAGUGAAAACCAUGCAGCAUGCUAAAGAUGUUCCUGUCGUUUCUUAAUCGAUUCUCUGUGUUCUGAACGUUGCAAGUUAACCGCUGAAACUUUAUGACAAAUGGUUGAAAUUCUAGUAUCACGCUGUUUAUGUAAAUCUCCAGUUUCAUCGUGGUGACUUAACUACAAUUAACGCUGUAGACGGUAUUUAAUUGCAUGAUAUUCCGAGUUAGUAGAUGGGUGAGUUGGGUGUUAUCGUGCAUUUUGUUGAGUUCUUUUCUUUUCUCUUUUUGGACUGAGCUGCUGGUGAGCUAUAAUCUGCUGCCUCUGUUUUCUGGGCUUUGUAAGUGCAUAAACUCUUUUUGUGUUCAUAUCAUAGUGUAGUGUACGAGGAUGCUGGUGAGGGAUCUGCCUCUUAGACAAACAGUUGGUUCCAGAUCUGAUUUAAAAAUGGCUCUUUACUGUGUCCAAGAUAAAAACCCAAGAUCCUAAUUAAUCACUUUUAUCUUUAGGAAUCAAAACAGAUCUCACAUCAGCGUGUUUGAUUCUUACUUGAGAUUAUUUUCAGAUAUUUAAAUGACGGCUUUUUAAAAGACACUAAACGAGGCAUUGAUAGCAAAGCCUCAAAAUAGUCGUUAAUUGUUUUAUUUUUGAAAUUGUCUGUAAACUUCUCUCAGUCCUGUGAAAACCAUGUAUCUGAAAAACUUUCACUUGUUAAAAACCUGUUUUUAACUUUAUCACAUGAGUUUUUUAGAUAAUCCAAUUGGUUUUUAAUGGUUUAUUUAGCCAAUAAGAAAAGAAUAAGAAUUUUAUCAACCCAUAGAGGAACAGUAAUUAAUACUUAAAGUGACUAUAGUCACUGUUUUCAUAUUAAAGUAUCAAAUGACAGUGUGGAAGGUGGUGAACCUGCAGCUGCCCUGUUUUUGUGGACAAACUCAUCAAAUCAUCAAUCAAGUUAUUAUUCUAAGCAGAGCGUUUUUCUUCAUGUCUGAAGGGGAUCUUUAAGUUCAAAGUUGGACAUACGUGGUUUUCACUGGACAUUAAUUGUGCACAAGAAAAAACUAAAUCUUUUAUUUAGUCAAAAUGAAUAUAUUAAGUCUAAAUUAAUGGAAUCAACCAGUGAAAUAAGAAAAGUCUCAUUAAGUAGAAUGUGAAAUGUUCCUCGGUGGUGUUCAUCAACCUCUCCUCAAGAGGGCGCCAACAUCUCACAGCAGACAACUGUAUCUGAGUCAAGUGCAGGGUUCACAAUGUAAAUAUGACCAGUGCUGCGUUCAGGUGCUUGUGGGAGUGAAGGUAAUGACAGACUGACACAGAUAACGUCAAUCAGCGUUUACAGUAUUUUACAGCUGCUUUUGCUCAAUUUUCCCAACAGAGUUUCAGCUUGUAGAAAAGUCAAUGUAAAAAUAAACUCUUAAUGAAUGCUGCAAAAUUAAAAUAUUUUUGAUAAUUAAUUUAUCAUAUUUUAAGUAUAACUUACACACCGUCUCAGAUGUGAGCAUUUCCUGCUUCACAUUGUUCUAUAUAAUUGUAAACUCGAUAUUUUUAGGGUUUAGAAUCAGAUAAGAACAAAUCUGAGCGUCGUCUCGGACUGUGGGAGCUCGGGAUUGUUGUGUUUUUGUUUUCUGUUGUUCUCUUGCAUCAUUAAGACUGAAUGAUGAAUCAGUCACCGGAGAAAUCAGUCUGCAGAUCCGUCACGAUGGUGAAAUCAGUCGUUCGACGCAGCCACAAUCUGUAACACAUACAGUUUUAUCAGAGCAUCACAACGUUGUUUAUAUUCACCUGUGAAUUUCAAUCAUUUUAACAUUUUAAAAUAUAAGAUAAUGAUCAAAUAAUGCUGUCAAUCACUAGUUACUUCUACUUCUGAUUCUAACUGAUUACUAAUUCACUUAUCAAUAAUUCUAAUGAAAACAGAACAUAAAGGUAAUUUCAUCAAGAUUAUACACAAAGUGCAGCUUCCUCAGCAGUCAGUAUUUAAAUGGUGUAGAAUAAGAGUGACUUUUAAUUGAAAAUACUGCAUCACUGUAAAUAUAGACAAUAAGAGAUAUAGAUAAUAAUAAAUAUAGAUAAUAAGAGUCUGACUUUGCACUGCUGUAAAUCUCCAUUCAUACAAAACAAAAUGACGAUGUUGCUGCACCAGUUUGUUUUUAUUUGAGAUAUCAAACCUGAGAUAUUUACAUUAAAAUAACAAAAAUAUAUAAGAAAUAAAAUCUUUGGGCCAACAAAGGAUAUGUCUGUAUGCUCAUGACUGAAGGUGUGUUUUGUGUUUAAAGAUAAGAAUUUAGAAAGUCAGUUUAACAGUUUUUAUUUUCAUUUAUAUUCAAACGACGUAGUAACAAGGGUUCGAUAGCAUCCAAAACUGGAGGUGUGUCCUUUCUAAACAGCUGACAGCAUGUCCAGUGCUACAGUACACGUCCGUAAAGAUGGUUUUUUGGUUCCGUUUCUCUAAUUAAAAUUGAGCCAAAGCAGCGGUAAAGUACUGCAGGUCAAAUGACAGCUGUUCCACAUGCUUUAGUCACAUUAACAAACAUGACUGGAUGGAUUAUCAUCACACAGACACUCUGCAGGUUGUUUUUGGUGGAUUUUUGUUUUUAAAGCAUAUUGUGUCACUGAAAUUCCCACAAAGGGCAUGAAGCCAAAACCAACAGUCCUCCUUCCUGUCCGCUCCAAAAACCCCUAAUAGUAUCAGUAGCUCAACAGGAUUACUGGUCACCUGGAGUCACUGUCCCCUUUGGCAACUAAUCCACAUCCAGUUAAUUAGUCAGUAACGUAACAC